CUUAUUUACCCAUCAAGCCUAAGGCACUUCACUUGUUCUGCAUUGACCAUAGCUUCUCUCUUUCUUUCCUAAUUAAUCCUUCCAUGCAAACAAACGCUCUCUCUCAUACUCAUAGUGACACACACAGCUUAGUUUCGUUGUAUUAUAUACAGUCUAUUCACUCAAAUUCAGUGUCACAAGUUCUCAAGAUUGUUGUCCGGCACUAUCUGCAGCACCAUUCAAUUCUUCACUCUAUAUUGGAUACACACACUUCUAGUAUAUACCAAGUGAUUGAUGAUGUUGUCAGCAAAAUCUGAAUCGGAUAUCACAAGCUUAGCUCCAUCUUCACCUUCAAGGUCACCAAAGCGCCCUGUGUACUAUGUGCAAAGUCCUUCAAGGGAUUCUCAUGAUGGGGACAAGUCAUCUUCAAUGCAGGCAACUCCAAUAUCAAACAGUCCUAUGGAGUCUCCCUCACAUCCUUCGUUUGGGCGUCACUCGAGGAACUCUUCUGCGAGCCGCUUUUCGGGGAUUUUCCGGUCAUCUUCUGGAAGGAAAGGGAGUAGGAAGAGGAAUGAUAAGGGGUGGCCUGAGUGUGAUGUAAUUCUGGAAGAAGGGUCUUAUCAUGAGUUUCAGGACAAGGGUUUCACAAGGCGCUUCCAGGCUUUGAUUGCUGUCCUUACCUUUGUGGUUGUCUUCACCGUGUUUUGCUUGAUCAUUUGGGGUGCUAGCAGGCCUUACAAGGCAGAAAUUGCUGUUAAGAGUUUGACGGUGCAUAAUUUCUAUGUUGGAGAGGGUUCAGACUUCACGGGUGUCCUCACAAAAAUGCUGACAGUUAAUGGCACUUUACGCAUGAGCAUCUACAACCCUGCUACAUUUUUUGGCAUCCAUGUGCACUCCACACCCAUCAAUCUAGUUUUCUCAGAAAUCACUGUUGCUACUGGCGAGCUGAAGAAACACUAUCAGCCAAGAAAAAGUCACCGCAUUGUAUCAGUGAACCUAGAGGGUACUAAGGUUCCCUUAUAUGGGGCUGGAUCCACCAUAACUGUAUCCCAAACUGGUGUUGAAGUUCCACUCACAUUGAACUUUGAAAUCCGUUCGCGUGGAAAUGUAGUGGGUAAACUGGUCAAGACAAGGCAUCGUAAGGAAAUCACUUGCCCCUUGGUCCUCAACUCUUCUCGAUCAAAGCCUAUCAAAUUCAAAAAGAAUUCAUGCACCUAUGAUUGAUCAGUGAUCAAUGUCCAUUUUCAUAGCUUAUCUGUUUUGAGAGUGUAGCUUAAAAUUGUAUAAUCUGUGUUUUGUGCCAAGCUUCAGAUCAUAAGGUCCAUUUGGUUUGCAAUAGAAGCAAAAUAUGCACUCGAAAAAAUACUUCUUACAUACAACUAGUCCCCCUGAAUCCCCACUCUGUACUUUACUCUUAUGAGCCUUGUGCAAAUAAAUGCAUGUAUGUAAAUUUGUAUAUGCAUAUGCAUAAAAUGAAGAAACAAUUCGCGAGUUCAUUACUGAGGAAAUUAAUAGCCCUUUGCACGU
Glycine soja is the source of this 1506-nucleotide messenger RNA. RefSeq lists its product as uncharacterized. The record is from RefSeq and is a predicted model, not a curated record. The transcript has 4 exons. The coding region runs from base 274 to 1203 and encodes 309 amino acids. NCBI's taxonomy places the organism in Eukaryota, Viridiplantae, Streptophyta, Magnoliopsida, Fabales, Fabaceae.